AUGAAUCUCAACUUCAUAUCCCUUCCAUUGUACCAGAGUGGCACAGGUGUCUACAUUCCAGCUCUUCCCGGCUCAUGGCUUCCAAAGGUAUGCUUAAUAACUCGCGUUAGAUCUAUGCUACUCUGUAGAGCACACAUACGUUAUCGACACAAGGGCUCCGGAGCCGGAAGAAUUGAGUUUUCUACUCAACGAUCCGCUGCCACCUCCUGGUUGGUUGAUGUGAACGUCCCGUGCAUGCUGGUUAUGACGACGGACUACCCCACAAACGGUGAGAACCGUGCGUGGUUUUCCGAAUUUAAACCUAGGAAGUGUGUCAAUACUUCCAGCGCUUCUAACUGGCGUUCCCUUCACACUUUUGUAAAAGUUCAUUCAAUCCCGAGUCUAAAGCCAGAUGACGCGUUAGGGCUCGCAUUCUUCAAGCCCUCAGGGGGUGGUCAAAUGUUUACCGACACGUCCUCACCUGCUGCACACCACUCCUCUUCCCAUUCCGACACGCCAACUAACCUCGCACUGAUUAACGAUUGCCUGACCACGUGUCUGCGUGACUGCAAUCAACUCACCUGGUUCCACUUUCGCUGCCUCAUGCCCUGCGCCAUUGUGGCACUUAGGUAUCGACUGAACAUUACGGAUGACGAUGCAGUGCAGAUACUCUGCAGCGGAUUUACACUUUCCCCUUCAUGCGAAGAGUCGACUCUGUUACCCAACCCACUGUCUGCGUAUGUAAAACCCGAGGGCCAGAAAUCUGCGACUUCGACGCGUAGAAGUCUAUUUAAUCGACCCAAAAAUCUUCGUUCGAUUGCGGAAAUUGAAAAGAAGACACUUCGCCAUCUAGAUACCCUUGAAAUAAACUAUUCAAAAAAAUCCGCCACACAAGCGUACUACAAAAAAGCGAAGUGGUGGAAGUCGUUUCCAAAAGAGACCUGGAUAAAAAGUCAGGUGCGUCUGAAGUACCAGUAA
Molecule: messenger RNA, 957 nt
Organism: Mesocestoides corti
Lineage: Eukaryota; Metazoa; Platyhelminthes; Cestoda; Cyclophyllidea; Mesocestoididae
Source: the annotation of a GenBank genome assembly